This is a messenger RNA of Hyalella azteca, 3835 nucleotides long. Its product is annotated as cystathionine beta-synthase-like. Gene Ontology annotation, molecular function: cysteine synthase activity; cystathionine beta-synthase activity. The coding region runs from base 1 to 1875 and encodes 624 amino acids. The record is from RefSeq and is a predicted model, not a curated record. Gene Ontology annotation, cellular component: cytoplasm. The transcript is spliced from 11 exons. NCBI's taxonomy places the organism in Eukaryota, Metazoa, Arthropoda, Malacostraca, Amphipoda, Hyalellidae.
AUGACUUCGUAUAUGAGCGGAGGCGGCGCCAUGUCUGGUCUUAGGAUCCCGUCAAGCGCUUAUAUCCCGGGCUCAAGUGCCCUGGACGCUGGUAGGCUGGGGGGAGGCAAUCAUCAGUACGACUCAGCCUCAAGCAUCUAUGGCACAAGCCCCACUUAUGGGGCCAGUGGUCUUUACGGCUCUAGUCCCACUUACGGCGCUUCGGUGUACGGUUCCAGCCCUACUUACGGCUCUGCAGCGCUCGUGCCCUACAGAAGCACGGCCAUGUCCAGCUCUGCAGGUUACGGUUACGGGUCUACGGGAUCGUACACUGUCCCUGCCUCAACAUUCGCGCCCGGUGGGCCGUACGGCUCGACCGUGUACUCCACAGGGGGUUACGCCAUCCCCAGUGUUUACUCCUCCAGCGGGUAUGGGUCGUCCGGAGGAUAUUCCAGUAGAUCUGAUUAUUCCGCUGCGCAGUCACGAUGGCGUCUGGAUAAGAUUCUUUCUCAGCGGCAGCAAUCUGUUCGGGUCUCCAAUAUGGAAUCGACAUACGUGCGAAACGAAGCGCUGCGAACGCUGGACAACAUCCUGGGGCAUGUGGGCAACACGCCUCUCGUUCGCCUCAACAACAUCCCUAAGAGCUGUGGCCUCAAGUGCCAAGUUUGUGAAUAUGUCUUCAACAAAUGGUUGAGUAUCCCAUGUGUGCAGGUGUACGUGCUUCGUGCACUUGGUGCUGAGAUCGUGCGCACCCCCACGUCCGCUGCGUUCGAUUCUCCGGAGUCGCACAUCUCAGUCGCCAAGCGCCUUGAGAAGGAAAUUCCCAACGCAAUUAUCCUCGACCAGUACAAAAAUCCCGGCAACCCGAACGCUCAUUACGACGGCACGGCAGAAGAAAUCCUGCAGCAGAUGGACGGCAAGAUGGACAUGAUCGUGUGCUCGGCCGGCACCGGCGGCACCAUCACGGGCAUCGCUAAGAAAAUCAAGGAGAAGCUGCCGGACUGUAAAGUGGUUGGCGUAGACCCCGAGGGCUCGAUCCUGGCGCUGCCUGAGGAGAUGAACGAGACGAACAUCACGAUGUACGAGGUCGAGGGCAUCGGCUACGACUUCGUGCCUGACGUGCUCGACCGCGAGCACGUCGACAUCUGGAUGAAGAGUCGCGACAAAGAGUCCUUCGCAAUGUCCCGGCGCAUGAUUAAGGAAGAGGGACUCCUUUGUGGUGGCAGUUGCGGGGCGGCAAUGCACGCUGCCAUGAUCGCAGCCAAGGAGCUUGACGCUGACCAGCGCGUAGUGGUGGUGCUGCCUGACUCUGUCCGUAACUACAUGACUAAGUACCUCAGCGACGCCUGGAUGAUCGAGCGCGACUUCAUGAAGGCCCCUGAGGAGGAGGAGAACAGCAUGUGGUGGAGCACCAAGAAGGUGUCGUGCCUGCCCCUGGCCGCGCCCCUGACGGUGAUGCCGAACAUCUCCUGCCAGGACGCCAUCUCCAUCAUGCAGAAAGAAGGUUACGACCAGCUCCCCGUCGUCGACCAUGAGAGCGUGAUCCAAGGCGUGGUUACCCUGGGCUCGCUCAUGUCCAAGAUCGUGAACGGCAAAGUAGAGGCGGACAGCCCCGUUGCCCAUAGCCUCUACUCUAACUUCAAGCGCAUCACCCUGGACACAACGUUGGCCAAACUCUCCACCAUCCUGCACAGAGAUCACUUCGCUCUGGUCGUGCAUACACAGAGACUUUGCACAAGAAAUACAGAUCUGGAAGGCUCUGUCCAGGAGAAGGAAGUCUGCAUCGGCAUCAUCACGCAGAUCGAUCUCCUGACGUACAUCACACGUAAGGAUCAUCAUCGCAACUCACUGGACCCCAUACCGCAGCUCACCGCAGGCAUCGAAGAAGUGAUGUAGUUCGUAUUUCUCAUCAUAGGAAAAUUACAUGGAACAGGAUUUCAGUGAGACGACUCUUAUUUAAUGAGCACAAACCAGUGCUGCGCGUUGAAAUGUUGCAGCGUCCUCUUAAAAUGUCGCGCUGCUUGUCAUGUUAUCAUCUGGUUUGUUUAAAUUUCAUCAACUCUCCAUCCUCUCUUAUAAUUUAACUCUCACCUUUGCAAACUCGAGACUCACGGUGAGUAAACGUGGAUUCCUUUCAGUGAUUUAUCUGGUGUACACAAUUUUAAGAAAGUGAAAUUAAUUUAUUCGUAAUUUUUAAUAUUUCUGAAUCCGAUCCUAUUUUAAUAAGAAAUUAUAAUGGUAGUUAACUCUUUGAAACGUUCGUAGCAUUCCGAGUGACUUUCAUGUACUUUAUAUGUAUCUUGUUGAUGUGAUUUUCUGGCACAUCGUAUUAUUGCACGCAAGGAGUGCACACUACACAUAAUUGUCAGUGAUCUGAUGACGGUCAUGUCCAUUUGAUGGCCAUCUCAUGGCGGUCAUGUCCAUUUGAUGGCCAUCUCAUGGUGGUCAUGUCCAUUUGAUGGCCAUCUCAUGGUGGUCAUGUCUAUUUGAUGGCCAUCUCAUGGUGGUCAUGUCCAUUUGAUGGCCCUCUCAUGGCGGUCAUGUCCAUUUGAUGGCCAACUUUAGCACUCAAUUGAUUAUAGCAGAGCCUGAUGGGGCGCACGUUUAGUUCCUGUCACUUGAACCAUCGUCAGCUGUAGUUAACUAAAGGCCUGGCCCCUGGCAACACGAGUUAUCAUCAGUAGACCAAGGAUUAUAAAGGAUCCAGCUUCAUUGAGGUAAAAAAUUCUAGAACUCGGCAUCCUAGAAUUUUAGGAUGCAUCCUAGACUCCGAAGCAUUUUAUGUAGGAUUGUCUUUGAUUUAAAUUUAGUUGAUUUGCGAUUCAAUCAGUCCAGUGCCAGUAAUGCUUGGUCAAAGGACUCGAAGGAUAAUUCACACUCGCGGAGGCAGGCUAACCUCUGCAACAUAGACGAGCACUACACAGGGCCCUUGUUUGCGGGUAGCCCAGUGGUCUAGACCAGGAUCUUUAGUAGUGAUGAUUUGCAAAAUUCUCUCUUAACAUUAAGUCGUUAAUUAUUUAUUUCAGAGUAACAAGAGUACUUAAUUAUAUUUUUAGAUUAGUAAUUCGGAAUAGAAUCGUUCCCCUGAUAGUUCCUUCAUCUGAAAUUUUAGCAUAAAAUGGCGAGAAGCAGCUGAGAGCUUUAGAUUCAAAUGGAUCGGAAAUAGAAUAUUUUAUAUUGCUGUCGUCAUGGUCAUGUCGCUAUAAAGAAUAUGACUUCUGUAUUGCAUACUUAGUGUUAAUUGCUUCCUAGCUCGUCCAUAUCGUCCGGCUGAUGGUUGUGCCAUGACAUUGUUCUCUGUAAGAUGGUUGUUGUUUUGCUACUCCGUUUGAAACCUUUUUUUUAAUGCAAAAUAAAAUUCUGAUUCAAGUGCUUAGUUUUCUGCUGCUAGAAUAUUUACAAUUUUGACUAUGAAUGAUGGAGGCUGAAACUCGUGCGUCCUAAUGCCAUACACCAAUGUUCCGUCAUACACCAAUAUUCGGUCUUCAUUUUCUUUUGGGGAAAAUAGCUUUACUUUCAAUUUCAUUGCGAAAUUUUUUCAGCCAGAACGCAAUUUUGAGUAUCUAAUCGCGGUACAAUUAUCCUCGUUUCCCUAGUGCCGUAAUAUGUGAAAUGUGAAAUAUUUUAGCUUCAGUUUCAGCAUCCAUUUAUCUCUGCGUAUCUCAUUCAAUACUUCAGGCAGUCUUUCUCACGGCGAAAAGGAUGAACUAUGUGACAUAUAAAUUAAACAUCUCAGCACACAGUAUUGGACUAUUCAGAAUCAUUUUAUUGUGACAUGACAUUUCAGGAGAAUAUUUUAUACAUUUAAUUUUCUUUAAAUGUACGCAGUUUAUUCGAGUAUCAAGUCUGCUGGUAA